This is a messenger RNA of Carassius carassius (crucian carp), 2245 nucleotides long. Its product is annotated as sodium- and chloride-dependent GABA transporter 2-like. Gene Ontology annotation, biological process: sodium ion transmembrane transport. The coding region runs from base 157 to 2022 and encodes 621 amino acids. The transcript is spliced from 13 exons. The record is from RefSeq and is a predicted model, not a curated record. Lineage: Eukaryota; Metazoa; Chordata; Actinopteri; Cypriniformes; Cyprinidae. Gene Ontology annotation, cellular component: membrane.
GUACUUGGGUUGUCAUUUCAGCUGGAGAGGAUCAGUCAAUGAAUAGCUUGAUACAUUUUUAUAAGUGUCCAGCUGAGCAAAAUUUAGAACAAACAGUGAACUUAUUGCAGUCUGGACAGCAGGAUCAGAGCAACCUUGUCAAAACAGUGUGAAGAUAUGAAAAAAAUCAAAGGACAAAUAGAGGAGAGAGGAUACUGGGGGAGUAAAACAGAGUUUAUUUUAGCUGUUGCAGGGAUUGUGAUUGGUCUGGGUAAUGUGUGGAGAUUUCCUUACCUCUGCUACAAGAACGGCGGAGGGGCGUUCCUGAUACCCUACCUGGUGUUUGUGGUUACCUGUGGGGUCCCUCUGUUCCUGCUAGAGACAGCUAUGGGACAGUACACACAGGAAGGGGGCAUUACUUGUUGGCGUCGGCUUUGUCCACUGGCUGAGGGUAUUGGCUAUGGAGGACAACUAAUUAUUUUGUACAGCUGCAUGUAUUACAUUAUCAUUCUGGCCUGGGCGCUUUUCUACCUCAUCUUCUCUUUUAGCUCCCAACUGCCAUGGGCCAGCUGUGACAACACCUGGAACACAGGUGAACAUUUGAAACAAAACUCAGAAAAAGCUCAGAACUAUCUAAUGAAUAUCAUACAGUAUAAGAAUAUCCUGGAGCAGUGGUUAGUUAACUUUUUUUUCGUCGUCUCUGUUUUAGAUGACUGUGUGAAUCUUGCUGCAAACAAUCUGACCCUCAACCGGACAAUGCUGAUUAAUUCAACUUCAUCGGUUACCGAGUUCUGGAGAAACAGAGUUCUGUCUCUCUCUGGAGGUAUUGAGGAGAUCGGUCAGAUCAACUGGGAGAUUCUACUGUGCCUUAUUGUAAUGUGGAUCAUAUGUUAUUUCUGUGUCUGGAAAGGAGUCAAAUCCACAGGCAAGGUGGUGUAUUUCACAGCUACAUUUCCUUAUGUGAUGCUGCUUGUGUUGCUGAUUCGUGGGUUGACUCUUCCUGGAGCUCUGCAGGGGGUUGUGUUUUACCUGUACCCUGAACCAGCCCGUCUCUUUGACCCGCAGGUUUGGAUGGAAGCAGGAGCUCAGAUCUUUUUCUCCUAUGCUUUGGGUACAGCCUCUCUUACUGUAUUAGGCAGCUACAAUAAAUACAACAACAACUGCUACAGGGACAGCUUAUGGCUUUGCCUUCUGAACAGUGGUACCAGUGUGGUAGCAGGUUUUGCUGUGUUCUCAGUCUUGGGCUUCAUGGCUCAAAAACAGGGUGUCCCCAUUGAGGAGGUGGCAGAAUCAGGUCCAGGACUAGCAUUCAUAGCUUAUCCACAGGCAGUAGCUAUGAUGCCGUGUCCACAACUGUGGGCUGCUUGUUUCUUCAUUAUGAUUAUUUUGCUCGGGCUAGAUACACAGUUUGUUGCGAUGGAAGUUUUCAUGACAUCAGUGAUGGACCUGUACCCCAUGGUGCUGCGCAAAGCUGGACGUCGAGAAAUAUUCCUCCUGCUUUUCUGUCUUUUUUGCUUCUUCAGCCAACUUAUCAUGGUUACAGAGGGGGGGAUGUAUGUAUUCCAGUUGUUUGACUACUAUGCCUGCAGUGGAGCCUGUCUUCUUUUCCUCUGUGUGUUUGAGUCUCUGGCCAUGGGUUGGGUCUUUGGGGCUGAGAGAAUGUUUGAUGUCAUUGAAGACAUGACCAGCUCACGACCCAACUACAUAUUCAUGCUGUGCUGGAAAUACCUGACUCCUCUCGUAUCUGUGGUGUCUUUUGUCUGUUCCCUUGUGAAGUACAAACCCCUCACUUUUAACCGCUGGUAUGUGUACCCGGACUGGGCGUAUGUGCUAGGCUGGUUACUGGCCCUGUCCUCCAUCAUACUGGUGCCUGCAUGGGCGCUGGGUCAACUGAUUAUUAUAAAAGGAAGCUUAAAACAGCGCUUGCGUCACCUGUGUAGUCCUGACAAAAACCUCCCUGUCACCUGUAAGCAACAAACUCAAAUACAAGAAAAUACACUCAUCACAGAGAUGGAAGUCUUUGUCAAGUGCUGUACAAAGUAAAAAAAUAAAAUAAAAAAGUUUGAAUAAAUCGAAAAACAUUAUUUUCCCUAUUUCUGAAGGCUCACUCUUGCUGUUUAUUUCCACUUGUUUUUAGUGAUCUUUGUAAUAUAAUCAGCUAUUCACAUAAUCAGCUGUUCAUAGGUUAUUGCACUGUCCUUGUGCCUUCACGUUUGUAAAAUAUUUUAUUUUGUUUUAAAUAAAGCAUCUUUAAAAAAAAUAAUUG